Didymodactylos carnosus is the source of this 276-nucleotide messenger RNA. Lineage: Eukaryota; Metazoa; Rotifera; Eurotatoria; Philodinida; Philodinidae. The record is from the annotation of a GenBank genome assembly.
AUGGACACACAUCCUCCAUCAUCUCAAUAUAUGGACACAUAUCCUCGACCAUUGCAAUAUAUAAACACAUAUCCUCCACUAUCUCAAUAUAUGAACACAUAUCCUCGACCAUCUCAAUAUAUGGACACACAUCCUCCACCAUCUCAAUAUAUGAACACAUAUCCUCGACCAUCUCAAUAUAUGGACACACAUCCUGGACCAUUCAUUUUACGAAAACCCCAAAAUGGUUACAACUUACCCUAUUUACCGUCAAAUAAUCAAUAUUACUCUCAAUAA